This is a messenger RNA of Chironomus riparius, 1645 nucleotides long. Lineage: Eukaryota; Metazoa; Arthropoda; Insecta; Diptera; Chironomidae. The record is from the annotation of a GenBank genome assembly.
GUUAAGGAAAAAAAAUAUUCAUUGUAAAAGUGCUUUGUAAGCAUCCAGUGAUUUCUGCCGAGUAAAAUCACAACAUAAAGCUCAAUUUACAGAAAAACAUUUUUUUUGUGUGUGUUGUUGUGAAGAAGAAAACAAAAUAAAAGAAUUUAUAUAAAUUGAAAUUGCUGUGAAAUAAGUGAAAUAUUCAAUUAAACUAAGAGGAAAAUGUCAGAGGAAACUGUUGGAGACAUUGUACUUAUUACAGGUGGCAGUGGAUUUUUAGGGCAGCAUAUCGUACGUCUGAUUGAGGAGCGUGAUCCAACAGUGAAGGAAAUUCGUAUUGUGGACUUGCGACCAUACGAAAAUCGAUUAAACCAUCCUGAAAAAAUAAAAAUAACGAGCGUUGUCGGCGACAUUUGUGAUGCAUCAGCCAUCGAACAUGCAUUUGAAGGUGUUACGUGCGUAUUCCAUUGUGCUGCAUACAUCAGCUUCCAUUAUCCUCCUAAUAUUGAUGAAUUAAAUCGUGUUAAUGUGAAGGGAACGAGAACGAUAAUUGAUCUGUGUAUCAGGCAUAAUGUGCCAAAUCUAAUCUACACCAGCACUGCAUUGGUCUCAUUCGCAACAUAUAUGGGCCAAGGAUCAUUUUCCAUAAUUAUAAAUCAAACUGAAAACAAGGCAAAAACGCCAGCAACUGACAGUCAAUUCAUCAUUCCUGGAUUUCCAGCAACAAAGUUAAGAGCUGAAAAAAUGGUCCUUUCAUCAUAUGGACGAAAGUUGGCAAAUGGCGAAGAUCAUUUAAAGACGGUUUGUCUGCGACCAACAUGCAUGUAUGGUGAGGAGGACAAUCACUUUUUUACGAAAAUUUUGAAAUUUGCUGACAAAUGGAACGGAAAGAUCCCAAGAUUAGCUGAAGGUGGGAAGAAGCAGUGCACUUAUGUCGGCAAUGCGGCAUGGGCCCAUCUCUGUGCAAAAGAUAAACUCAAAAAUGAGCCAAAGAGCAUAGCCGGAAUGCCAAUUUUUAUAACUGAUGACACACCAGUCACUGAUGCGGUGAGAUUGGCACAACGUAUCAAUGCUGAUAUGGAAGCAUUUAAGAUUAAACCCACAUCAUGGUCGAUUCCGUUCGUAAUUUGCUUCAUCAUCGUCAUGUUUAUGGAAAUGUUUGUUAAAUUUAUGAAUCUAUUCACAAAAUAUCAAGUCAAAUAUUGUCCACGUGGAAUGUUCGCAUAUGCAUCAUCAUUCGUACUCCUUGAUCGCUUACGUAGCUCAACUGCACUUGAGUAUGAUCCGAUUUAUAGCGUUAACGAAGGAUUUUCGAGAAGUGGAAAGUGGUACGAUUUGUGGAUUCAACGAUACAAGGAUAAAAAUCUUAAAAAACACAAACAACAACAGCAGCAAUUGAGAGAGCAUGAAAGCUCUUAGAAGGGAUCAUCUCUAUUAUGGUUGAGUGGAGAUAUUGAAAGAAGAAAAUAUGAUUAUGAUGAGAAUGAUAAAAAAAUAUUGUGAAAGAAGAUAAUAACAGUGGAUUUGAAAAAUAUAUAAAUGUAAUAAAAUUAAGGCGAGGUUUAUGAACUAUUUUGAUGAUUUUUGUAAAUUUUAUGAUUGAUUUGAAUUUUUUUUGUACAAACAUUUUUGAAAAAUGUUGCAAUAAUUUUAUAAACGUUUA